Messenger RNA from Colius striatus (speckled mousebird), 909 nucleotides. It is a transcript of the gene PITX1, whose product is annotated as paired like homeodomain 1. The record is from RefSeq and is a predicted model, not a curated record. Lineage: Eukaryota; Metazoa; Chordata; Aves; Coliiformes; Coliidae. Bases 1 to 909 code for a protein of 302 amino acids. Gene Ontology annotation, cellular component: nucleus. The transcript has 3 exons. Gene Ontology annotation, molecular function: DNA-binding transcription factor activity, RNA polymerase II-specific; RNA polymerase II cis-regulatory region sequence-specific DNA binding. Gene Ontology annotation, biological process: regulation of transcription by RNA polymerase II; anatomical structure morphogenesis.
AUGGACUCCUUUAAAGGUGGAAUGAAUUUGGAGAGACUGCCCGAGAGCUUGAGACCCCAACCCUCCCAUGACAUGGCUUCCAGCUUCCAUUUGCAAAGAUCCUCGGAACCCAGAGACCCGAUCGACAACUCAGCCAGUGAAUCCUCCGACACGGAGGUGCCAGAAAAGGAGCGCAGUGGCGAGCAGAAAAACGAGGACGGAGCCGUAGACGACCCGGCAAAGAAGAAGAAGCAACGGCGGCAGCGGACUCACUUCACCAGCCAGCAGCUACAGGAGCUGGAGGCCACUUUCCAGCGGAACCGUUACCCAGACAUGAGCAUGCGGGAGGAGAUCGCCGUAUGGACCAACCUCACCGAGCCUAGAGUCCGGGUCUGGUUCAAGAACCGCCGAGCCAAGUGGAGAAAGCGAGAGCGGAACCAGCAGAUGGACCUGUGCAAGAACGGGUACGUGCCGCAGUUCAGCGGGCUGAUGCAGCCCUACGACGAGAUGUACGCGGGCUACCCCUACAACAACUGGGCCACCAAAAGCCUAACCCCGGCGCCGCUUUCUACCAAGAGCUUCACCUUCUUCAACUCCAUGAGUCCCCUCUCCUCGCAGUCCAUGUUCUCGGCGCCCAGCAGCAUCUCCUCCAUGAACAUGCCCUCCAGUAUGGGCCACUCGGCCGUGCCGGGCAUGGCCAACUCCGGCCUCAACAACAUCAACAAUAUCAGCGGCUCCUCGCUCAACUCGGCCAUGUCCUCGCCGGCCUGUCCCUACGGGCCACCGGGCUCGCCCUACAGCGUCUACCGGGACACUUGCAACUCCAGCUUAGCCAGCCUCAGACUGAAAUCAAAGCAGCACUCCAGUUUCGGCUACAGCAGUUUGCAAAGCCCCGGCUCUAGUCUAAACGCCUGUCAGUACAACAGUUGA